Messenger RNA from Leguminivora glycinivorella, 1265 nucleotides. RefSeq names its product meiotic recombination protein DMC1/LIM15 homolog (gene Dmc1). The record is from RefSeq and is a predicted model, not a curated record. Gene Ontology annotation, molecular function: single-stranded DNA binding; ATP binding; double-stranded DNA binding. Gene Ontology annotation, cellular component: nucleus; condensed nuclear chromosome. NCBI's taxonomy places the organism in Eukaryota, Metazoa, Arthropoda, Insecta, Lepidoptera, Tortricidae. Gene Ontology annotation, biological process: reciprocal meiotic recombination; chromosome organization involved in meiotic cell cycle; DNA repair.
AUGCUAGAACAAGCUCUAGAUGAAAAUGUGUCAGACACAGAGGAAGACUUUUUUCAAGAUGUUGAUAUAUUACAAAAGCAUGGCAUAAAUGUGGCAGAUAUUAAAAAACUAAAAACAGCUGGCAUUUGCACCAUCAAAGGUAUUCAAAUGUCCACGAAGAAAAAACUAUGUAAUAUCAAAGGUUUCUCGGAUGCGAAAGUAGACAAAAUUAAAGAAGCAUGCCAAAAAGUUGUUACUCUUGGCUUCAUGACUGCUUUAGAAGUAAGCGAUAAACGAAAGCAAGUAUUUAAAAUUAGCACGGGCAGUAGCGAAUUAGAUAAACUGCUGGCUGGUGGAAUAGAAUCAAUGGCAAUAACAGAAGUGUUUGGAGAAUUUCGAACAGGGAAGACCCAAUUAUCACAUACUCUGUGUGUGACUACGCAGAUACCCACGUCCAGCGGCUUCCACGGAGGGAAGGUCAUGUUCCUGGAUACCGAACACACGUUUCGCCCCGACAGACUUCGGCCUAUUGCUGACAGAUUCAAUUUGGACCAGAAUGCUGUCCUAGACAAUGUACUCUAUGCCAGAGCUUACACGUCAGAGCAUCAGGCGGAGCUCCUAGACUACGUAGCAGCAAAGUUUCACGAAGAGGCCGGGGUGUUCAAACUUCUAAUCAUUGACUCCAUCAUGGCGUUAUUUAGAGUAGACUUCUCUGGCCGUGGGGAGCUUGCCGAUCGGCAACAGAAGCUAGCUCAAGUUCUGUCCAGAUUGCAGAAGAUAUCUGAAGAAUAUAAUGUAGCAGUAUUCAUCACCAACCAGAUGACCGCCGAUCCAGGGGCCACGCUGUCCUUCCAAGUAGACCCUAAGAAGCCAAUAGGUGGAAAUAUCCUCGCUCAUGCAUCUACCACCAGAAUUUCCCUAAGAAAAGGAAGAGGCGAAAACCGCAUCGCAAAGAUCUACGACUCCCCUGACCUACCCGAAAGCGAAGCCACCUUUGCUAUUACCAGCGGAGGAGUAGCUGAUGCUAAAGACUGAAUAAAAAUAUUAAUAAAUAAGCAUAUCAUUAAAGGUCUGUUUGUACUUAGUCGUGUGUAUAAGUUGUUGACCCACAAAACGCAAGGAUUGGAAGAUAACUCCAGUAACCCCAACCAAUGUAGAGGCAUCAAAGUCCAAAGCAAGACGACUCGCAUUCGUUGUCUGCGGUGGCGUGAUUUGACUGAACCAAUCGCUAAUAGGAUGGCGGAAUUUGAUACGAUUAGAUAAUUCCGCUUUUUGUAAUUAAACUC